Messenger RNA from Scatophagus argus, 5057 nucleotides. Its product is annotated as trace amine-associated receptor 1-like. The record is from RefSeq and is a predicted model, not a curated record. The coding region runs from base 1736 to 2752 and encodes 338 amino acids. Gene Ontology annotation, molecular function: G protein-coupled receptor activity. Gene Ontology annotation, cellular component: membrane. The transcript has a single exon. Gene Ontology annotation, biological process: adenylate cyclase-activating adrenergic receptor signaling pathway. Lineage: Eukaryota; Metazoa; Chordata; Actinopteri; Scatophagidae.
GAAUAUGUGCAUAUAUGUUGGAAAAUAUAUGUGGCAUAGAUAAAAAACAUAUAUGUUGAUAUAUUUUCUUACUGUGUGGGCUAAGUUUAGGAGUUUUUUUUGUGGUAUGUAAUCAAGUACUAUAAACUUAAAAGUUCUUUAACAACGGUCAGAUAAAUGAGGAUUUUGCUCAAAGACUAUUUGUAGGAGCCAAAUUGGUUACCGGUAUUUUCUUUGUUCACAAGAGUUGUAUGCAUUUCUGCCAGUAGGUGGCAGUAUCUAUUUUAGGCCAUGGUUUGUAUCUAUAUAGGGAGGUGGGUUAAUCAGGGUAGUGGUGCACGCUGGGGAAUCCACACGGUUUUUGACCGUGCCAUGGUGUAACUUCUCAGGUUCAGAAAUAAUACGUUAUGGUGAAAGUGAGUACCUUUGAGUUUAUUGUAUGUAGACAAAAUAAAUCUGGAGUACAAUCAGCAGUGUUUGGACAUUGGCUGUGUUAUCCAUAUGCACCUGCAUACACCUACACUGGCACGCGUACAAGCCAGUUAAACAACCAGCGUGCGCGGAUAGUGACAAAGGGCCACUAUACUAUUAAAUGUUCUAUUUCAAUAGCAUAUGUCAAAACAAGGUCAAGAGGGUGAUUAAAACAGUGAGUGGGUUCAUGUACACACUGACAGAAGCCGAUUGAAUCUAAUAGAGAGAUAAAUGCUGUGCAAAGACUAUCGUUAUCAUUGUCCACAUGGAUAUUGAAAUUGCCCACAAUAAUUACUUGAUUUGAUUUGAGGACUAGACUGAGACUAGAUAGAAACUCUGAAAAUUCCAGCAGAAAUUUAGAGGAGCGCGGUACACUACAACAACAAAAAUUGGUUGUACUAUUUUCCAGGUUGAGUGUGAAGGACUAAGAAUGAGGCUUUCGAAUGAAUGGUAGUUGACUUUAGAAAAGCCUCUGAGUUACCAGUUCAUUUGCUUUAUAAUCCACACCUACAGUCAUGAGGUUUUGGUGGUGACUAAAUGAAUGAGAGCAAUGAUCCAAACAGCUGAACUGAGUUCUACAGUGUGGCUUUGGUCAGGUUAUGGAAGUUAGACCUCUGAAGGGAGCUGGGAGUACAGCACCUGCUCCUUCACCUUGAAAGGAACCAGUUGAGUGUUUUUUGGAGUGUGUCCAACUCAUAGGGGACCCAGAACACAUUACCUAGAAAGACCUAGAAAACAUUUCUUGAGAUAAUAACAUCAAGUUUACACUGCUUACCAUGCUGCCACCUUGCUGUGGCAGUCUGCUCUGCUGCGCCCGUAACAAUACUACCUUGGAGUAUACUCCAGUAUAUUCUACUGCAACAAGAUGAGAAGUUAAAUCACUGGUGGUCAGCAAAAAGAAGAUUUCUAGCUGCUGACAAAUUAAGCUUUAAAGGAGUCUAAUGUACAAAGCUCCAAACAUGAUUAUUUUCUACCUUCUAGAAAAGUGAUUUUAAAAGAGGUUUUCAUGACUAUGAUUAUGUAAGUGCCAUGCGCACAUGCAGGGAGUCAUCAAAUUGACGUAUAACAAAUGCUCCUCCCUUGACCUUGAUAUGCUAAUGAGCACAGGAUAAUAACUCUAAUCUGAGUUUACUGCUCAGUGGCAAAGAGAUCAAGAGCUCCUGUCAAACAGAUGCACGAACCAAACAGGUAUGACAUGAAACAUAGAGAGCACAGAAUUAGCAAAUCUCUUUAAGAUUUUCUACAAUGAAAACAGAUAUUGUCAAUUUUCUUCAUGUAAUUGCAAAUGUUCUUAAUGAUCACUUAUGCAUGGAAAUUCUUUGUCAACAGGUCUGAUGUUGUUUUUGAGGAAAAACAUCUCUGUAACGAAUCAGCAAAUUUAUCUGACAUGAGAGCAGUCACCACCACGUAUUUACUGUGUGUUUUUGUUGGCUCUUUAUCAGUCCUUAUCAUGUGUGGAAAUCUUCUGUUAAUAACCUCCAUUGUUUACUUCAAACAGCUUCAUACUCCGACAAACUAUCUCAUCCUCUCUCUCGCUGUAGCUGACCUGCUUGUUGGUGUUUUAGUUUUGCCAUUUAGCACAAUACUAUCUGUAAGCUCUUGUUUUUAUCUUCAAGAUUCACUUUGUAAGGUACGAGGCAGUUUUGAUAUAUUUCUGUGCACAUCUUCUAUUUUGAACUUGUGUUUUAUUUCUGUUGACAGAUACUAUGCUGUGUGUCAGCCUCUGAGGUACAAAGCUAAGAUAAAUGUCCGUGUUAUUAUGAUCAUGAUCCUGGUGAGCUGGACUGUUCCUGCUCUAAAUGGAAUUAGUGUCACAGUUUUGGGAGUGAACCAAGAACAAACCAACAAAGGGUGUGUUUUGUUUCAAAAUGUAAAAUUUGCCAUUAUAGGAGCUGGCUUUGGUUUUUUUCUCCCAGGUCUCAUUAUGUCCAUGAUUUACCUAAAGAUUUUGGUGGUGGCACAGAGACAGGCACGCAGCAUUCAGAACAAUAUCUCUUUUGGCAUAAAGCCUGGAGCAACUGUCAGUAAGAUGGAGAGAAAGGCCACCAAAACUCUGGCUAUUGUAAUGGGAAUUUUUCUCAUCUGUUGGACUCCCUUCUUUCUGUGUAUGACUUUUAACCCUUUGAGUGGCUACACAAUACCAGUUGCUGUGAUUGCAGCUUUUAAAUGGCUUGGAUGGUCAAAUUCAAUGCUCAAUCCAUUUGUUUAUGCCUUCUUCUACAGCUGGUUUCGAUCAGCUUUUAGAAUGAUUAUUUCUGGGAAGAUAUUUCAAGGUAAUUUUACUAACUGUAAGCUCUUUUGACUCAUUAUAUACAGUUCAGUCAUCAGUUCUUUGGCACUAAAGAUUUUCUUCUUUUCCUCUGCAAGAGAUGAAAAUGUCACUGUACUAUGUGAACUACAUUAAAAAUCUGUAUGUACAACUUCAUGCACAGCAAGCAUUGCAUUACAUAGUUAACAGUGUCUACUCUAAUAUUACCUCUAUAUCUUUUGUCUUCAAGUCUUUAUGUCUGAUUGUCUAAUGUAUGCUACAUCUGCAUGUUGAAUGCAGGAGAACAUUUCUGCAUUUCUGUCAUGCAUACACAGAUCGUGGAAUGAUGAACUGAAUUGUCUCUUACAAUAGCUUUCAGUCAAUGUAUUGAUCAUUUUGUUUUGGCUGUAGAUGACAAUGGAAUUAAAAGAAUAGAUGGAAGUGCCAUCAUUCUGAAAGAUAAUAAUAAUAAAGUAAGAAAUAAAUAAAGUAGUAAAAUAAAGUAGGAUAACUGCUAUAAUGUUGAAUAAGAAUUUUUCAUUUACAGUAUGCUGUAAAUAAAUAAUUUUAAUAGUGCUGCAUUGUCAACAACAUUAUGAAGAUGAUAACUUAGUGGUCUCACUGUACAAGUUAGAGUUAUAUCUGUGUUUGUCCUGUUUCUGUUUUAAUGAUAAGAAAAUUAAUUAAUGGAUGUAUACUUUAUUAUCCGUUAUCAUUAAAACACUUUUCAUUGAGGUUAAUAAGUCCUCAUUCUGUUUCAACUUUGAUACUUUUGAAAAUUCUUUGAAUCCAAAACUAAGCAAAGAAAAUGUCAGUUUUCAUGGCUCAUGAUGAUCUGUGUCCACAGUGCAGUAUGUGUACCUUAACAAUGUGAAGUCUUGAGUGGAGACUCGCAUUGCCUUUGUGAGUUCUGUUUCACAAUGAUUAAAUGAGGGAUGGAAAUAGUGGCCUAUUAGAAAAAUUUUUUCAAGUAAAAGUGAAAUUUAUUUCAAAAAUUUUUACUCACUUUAGGUCAGUUAAAUUGUACCCUGAGUACUGUGUUGCAUUGUUGAAAUCAAAGAAAAGUGAAAAACAAGAUUCAGUAUGAAGAUUUUAAGUGAUGAAUUAAAGAAAAUAGCUAUGAUUCAAAAUAAAAAGUUUUCAAAUGAUCACCUUCAGUUGUCACAAUGUUUACAGUUCAGACUACAGGGCACUUUUGUCCAAACCAGAAAUACAUUCCUUUUUUAUAGAAGGGCACCAUGCAACUCAUCCACACAUCUGAUAACCCCUUAUACAACUGCUUUCUUCAGUAUAGCCUUAGAAUUAACUAGAAAACGAGACAAAUCUCACACAAAGAAACACUGCAGGUCAAAGAGCUAUGGUUUAUGGCCACGUAAGGCAGCUACCCAGUGAAGAUUUUCCUUCAUCACAAGUACACAUACUGGCACAUUUGACUCAAUGAUACUCUGACUUGUUACUUAUUAAAGAACAUCUGUACUGGAUACUUGUUUCAGUCAAGUACUCAUUCAACCCUACUGCCAACUAUAACAAUGAGCCUGUAUAGAGUCAUAUACCCUUUUCACAAUAGAAAAAAUCCAUUUAAACCAACUAACAACUAAGUAACUGAAUUUUGUCUUCAGUGGGAAAGUGACAUUCAUUGAAGUUUCAGAUGUUUCCCAUCAUUCUCCAUUUAACUAGUACUUAAACAUAAUUCAGCAGUAAGCUUGAAAGAAAGACUGAAGUAAAAGACAUAAAGAAGUAACCACUUUCACAUUGUCACUAGCCUCAUGCUGCUUUCUACUGUUCCCUGUUUUCCAGCAUGACACGCAGCUGUCAAUGAAAAGUACUCGGUUGCCAGCACCUGAAAAAGACUCAAGUCCAAGCUAAUUGAUGGGAAAAAAAGUCUAUAUUGUUGUAGUUUUUAUUGGAAAGUGUGUUGUUCUUAACAUCUAGCAGCAUCUUAAAGAAUAGUAAUCAUCAAAAUAGUUAAAUCCUUUGCAGUUGGGUAGUAUUAUGUUAUAUUUCAUAUAGGCUAGACUUUCAUAUAGGGACAUAUAGGCUACAUGGUAGAGGGGUAGAUCCUGGUAAAAUCUGUGCAGUUGCAGACUCGCCCAGGCCUCUUCGCUUUUCUAAUUUUUGUAUGUUCCUCCGAGUGGUAACAUUAGUGUGGCUCUCGGGGAGCUACGUGACCACAUCUGUGAGCUCCAAAACAAGCACCCGGAGGCAUUGGUAAUGGUAUCAUGGUAAUGGGGGACUUUAAUCACUCUAAGCUGACGGACACUCUACCUCAGUUUUACAAGCAUGUCUCCAUAGCAAUCAGGGGAAACAGCACGUUAGAUCAGGCAUACACCAACAGACGGUACUGCUUAGGCUAACCUCC